Molecule: messenger RNA, 8403 nt
Organism: Chelmon rostratus (copperband butterflyfish)
Lineage: Eukaryota; Metazoa; Chordata; Actinopteri; Chaetodontiformes; Chaetodontidae
Product: rho GTPase-activating protein 23-like
Exons: 24
Coding region: 449-5101 (1550 amino acids)
Biological process (GO): signal transduction
Molecular function (GO): protein binding
Source: RefSeq, a predicted model, not a curated record
GAGGCAGUGAGCGGUGUGAGCCCAGAUUACAACCAACCAGACACUGAAGCAUUGAAGACAGGAGCGUGGAGGACAGAAAUAAAGGGACACAAACUCUCCUUCUGUGUCAGCUGAAAAGAAAAAAGGAGGAUUACACACAGACUGUGGUCAGGAAGAGGGAAGGAGAGUAGAAGAAGAGGGAGAAAAAGAAAGAGGAGGAGUACUGUAUUUCCAAGAGCGAGUGUUUCAGAAGACGGUGCUGUCACAGAGGAGGAGGAGGAGGAGGAAGAGGUGGUGUGUGUGAGCAUGCGGGUUUACAACACGCCAGCGACACAAGUGAUAUAACACUAAGCUGUGUGUGAAGUGAACUCCCACCACACCCACACCUCAACGUCGUCCACGAAAGCCAACCCAAGGUUUCACAAGCCAUGCUGAGGACCUGGAGCCGGCCAAAGUCCUGCUGAACACCAUGGCCCAGGCUAAAGGGCGGAAAGAUGGCAUGGUGUCGUCCAAUGAGAACAGGCGCCGGCCGCUGUCGUCGGGUGAGGUGGAGGGCAUGUCAUGGCAAGGCCCGCGGACCAUUUUCCUGGAGAAGAACUCACAGGGAUUCGGCUUCACUCUGCGCCACUUCAUCGUCUAUCCACCAGAAUCCUCCCUCCACAGCCUCAAGGAUGAAGAGAAUGGAAAUGCAACUGGAAAAGGUUGUCAGCGGUCUCGUUUGGAGCCAAUGGACACCAUCUUUGUUAAGAGUGUCAAAGAAAAUGGCCCCGCCCAACAAGCUGGACUGUGUACAGGGGACAGGCUGGUGAAGGUGAAUGGGCAGAGCGUUCUGGGGAAAACCUACUCUCAAGUGAUCGCGCUCAUCCAAAACAGUGAAAACAUUCUGGAGCUCUCUAUUAUGCCAAAAGAUGAGGAUGUGUUGCAGUUGGUAAGUGCGUACUCCCAGGAUGCCUACCUGAAAGGCAAUGAGCCAUAUUCAGGCGUGGCCCAGAACCUCCCUGAGCCACCACCUCUCUGUUACACUUCCACUAAACCCGGCUCAACUGCCCCACAGCAGAGCCACAACCCUCAGAGUCCCCUGGACAACUGGCAGUGUCGACCCGGCCCCGCCACCUCUCCACUGGACAACCGCCCUCCUGCUGCUUCUACCCCCUCCUCCGGCUGGCCCGGGGGUUCUGAGGAUUCCAGCGGCCACUUUGCCCCGUCAGGGCGGCACCGUGGCCGCUCGUCCUCGGCCAUCAACGCGCUGGACUUUCACUUUGCUAACCAUAAUGCUGCCAUUGCCUCUGCAACUCUCCCCACACCACGGAAGAGUAGCCUGCCGGCCUCUGCCCGCACUCACACCGAUGCUCUCUGCCACCAGGCUCUGUCGGACUGGUACUACAGCCAGGCUGAGGCCGCCGAGCACAUGUCCCCCCGCCACCGAAGUAUAUCUCAGGAUCGUUUAGCAGAGCUGGGGCUGGGUUUAGCGCUCGGCCCUGGACCUACAUCUGCUUCCACAACCUCUGUGGAGCAUCGCAGGAGAGAAACCCUCCUAUACCACCACCAGGCAGCUGCUGCUUCCCAUGAUUCCUAUUGGCUAGGGAGCUGGGGUGGUGUAUCAGGACCAGGAAGCAGGUCGUGCUCAGAGAGCCUGCUGGCAGCCUACGCCGAGUACGAGCACAACUACGGGCGUUCUGUGGAAACGCUGGCACAAGCCUCAGCACUGGUCUCACCACGCUAUGAACACUCUUCACAAGGCUCCCAAAUGACAAAAUUCAGCGAGCUCAAAGACCAGAAAGUCUCAGCAGGACAUCACCACCAAACCACAGUGACACCCCCUAUCACAGCCUCCUCCACAGUGCCUCCUACUGGCAGGCAGUCAGGUCAGCAGAUAGCUGAACCCCAAACAAGGCGAGUAAAAGAAGAGCUGGUGGGCUACAAAAGCUACAGCCCUUCUUUCUGUCGCAAAGCUGGCCACCUGCUCCAGCAGGCCCACUCCUUCAGAGAGCCCAGCUACAGCGGCCCUCACCUCAACUGGAGCAGCCCUGUGGACAGCGAGGGGGGGAUGGUACCCAGACCCCAGUCCACCCCUGCCCUGUCUGCUUCAGAGGAGGAGAGAGCCCAACUGGGUGAGGACAGGGAGGUCAUCUCCCCCAUCUCCCUGAAUCAAGAGGUCGUUCUGAGGCAGAAGCCACCUCCCGGCCACCGAGCGCCUGUUCAGGGACUUCGACACCCCCACUACACCACACGCGUGGAGUCACCGGAGCCUCCUGGUUUGACACCUACACCAGGGACCCCUUCUCCUGUCUCUGGGGGGCCCAGCCGCAGGGCUAAUGGUAGCCUGGCACAGCAUGCAUUCAACUCCCUGUCCUCUAUUCCCUUCAUAGAUGAACCCACCAGUCCUAGUACUGACCUACAGGCCUGCUAUGUACCAGCCUGCUCUGUGGUGUCCAGUUCCCCAGCCUCCACUGUGGCCACCCUCACUUGCACGUCUGUCUCCCCCACCCUCUCCUCCACCUCCCCCUUUGUCCGACUUCGUUCUCAGGACUGCAGCAGUAUUAAAGGUCGUCGCUCCUCUUACCUGCUGGCCAUCACCACGGAGAGAUCCAAGUCCUGUGAUGAGGGUCUCAACACCUUCAGGGAAGAAGGCCGCGUCUUCUCCAAACUACCAAAAAGAGUCAAGAGCUUUUUCACUGAUGGGUCUCUGGAGAGCCUGCGAGCGCAGGAGGAGGCCCGGUCCAAGCGCCACUCCACCUCUGAACUGGGAACAAUCACCUUUAGUGAUGUUCGCAAGGAGGGCUGGCUGCACUAUAAACAGAUCCUCACAGAGAAGGGAAAGAAAGUCGGUGGUGGCAUGCGGCCAUGGAAGCGAGUCUUCUCUGUGCUCCGUUCCCAUUCACUUUUCCUCUACAAGGACAAGCGAGAAGCCGUCCUCCACGGGGCGGGUGCCGGCCCGAGCCAGGACGAACAUCCUCCAAUCAGCAUCCGCGGCUGUCUGAUCGACAUCGCCUACAGCGAAACCAAGCGCAAGCACACCCUGAGGCUGACCACGCAGGACUUCUGCGAGUACCUGCUGCAGGCCGAGGACAGAGAUGACAUGCUGGCCUGGAUUAAGGUCAUCAGGGAGAACAGCAAGACUGAAAAUGAGGAGAUUGGCUUCUCAAGACAAGCUCUCAUUAACAAGAAGCUGAAUGACUACAGAAAACACAGUCUGACAGGGAAUAAACCGGACUCCUCCCCCAGAGCCCAUCGUAUGAUGCCCCCUUUCCUCCUGGCGAAGACUGACAACACGUCAGUGAACCGAGCCUCCAGAACUGAUGACAACAAGGCGCUGUGGGGCAUCAACAUCAUGAAGAAGGCCAAGAAGACAGGCAGUCCGAAGGCUUUCGGUGUGCGACUGGAGGACUGUCAGCCUGCCGUCAACCAUAAAUUUGUCCCUCUGAUUGUGGAGAUGUGCUGCGGCGUGGUGGAGACGACAGGUUUGGAGUACACCGGCAUCUACCGUGUGCCGGGGAACAACGCCAUGGUGUCCAACCUGCAGGAGCAUCUCAACAAGGGCUUGGACAUCAACACUGCUGAGGAGAGAUGGCAGGACCUGAAUGUCAUCAGCAGCCUGCUCAAAUCCUUCUUCAGAAAACUGCCUGAGCCGCUGUUUACUGAUGACAAAUACAAUGAUUUCAUUGAUGCCAACCGGAUAGAAGAUGCGGAGGACAGACUGAAGACAAUGAAGAAACUAAUCCAUGACCUCCCAGACCACUAUUAUCACACCCUGAAGUUCCUGGUGGGUCACCUCAAGAGGGUGGCAGAUCACUCUGAGAAGAAUAAGAUGGAGCCAAGAAACCUGGCUCUGGUGUUUGGUCCCACUCUGGUGAGGACGUCAGAGGACAAUAUGACCGAUAUGGUCACCCACAUGCCUGACCGCUACAAAAUAGUGGAGACACUUAUCCUGCAUCACGACUGGUUCUUCAGUAAUGGAGAGUUUGACAAGGAAGAGAAGGCCCCAGAGGAUAAGCGGGACAUGCAGCCUGUGCCCAACAUUGACCAUCUGCUAUCUAACAUCGGCAGGCCGGGCAUGCCAGGGGAGGCAUCAGAUUCCACCACCAGCGAUUCAGUUAAGUCAAAGCUUUCUUCAGGCUCCAAGAAAGACCUGAAUGCCAAGGACUUCCUGCCCAUGUCCAUCAUCUCUGCUGUGACCCGCAAACGUAAAAAAUGCCUCAGUACCCACCUGCAGGGCAGCAGCGCUGACGAGGACUCAGAGCAUGAGCCAGUCAAAGCCAGCAACUAUGGGGGAGAAGAAGGAGGUGAACGGGAGGAGAAAGAGGAUAGAGGAGAGGAGGAGGCAGUCAAGGGAGAACAUACGAUUCCUAAAAAAGAGAAAGGGAAUGAAAAGGAAAAUGGGGUGAAAGAUGGAGAGAGCACAGAUGGAAAAGAUCCAUUGGUGAGAGACAAAGAGACUGAAAAGGACGUGGGGAACGGAACAGGCAAUGGCAGAAAAAAAAUUGAAAGGGAGAGCAGGCAGAGAGCGACCUUGCCAGAAAAUGCACCACAACUUCAUCCGAACAGUUUCCUCUAUGCACACCAUCAGAUCCAUGCCACAUACCCAAGACCUCCGACUGUGACUAAUCCUCCUUCUCAUUUGAAGCCUCACAGUCUGGCCAGAGGACGCCCCACAGUCCCUUUCUGGAUCUGCCCCACCAGGCUUCCCAACAUCUACCAGGCUUCUAGCUUUCACAGGACCCAGCAGCCAGACUGGAACCAGUCAGUGCCAGUCCGCUACAGGAAGUCCAGAGGUGGUAGGACGAGGGCUAUGUCCAUGAAUCUGGACCUUGAGCUGGGCAGGGGUGAGGACAGAGUCAGAGGAUGGAGUGCAGAGAGGGUGGAGGUGAUCAGAGUCAUUGAGGGAACACCAGAUCAGCAUGGAUGUGUUGGAGUUCAUCAGGGAUCAGUUGUGGGUCCCGGGUCAAUUCAGCAAAUAGAUAUCCUCCCUGGUCUUGCCCAGGAGGCUCCCCCUCUCUCCUCCUCUUCCUCAGGAUGGAAAGAUCAGAGCUCUUCAGGAACUUCCACUGUGGUACUGAGGAGAUCGGCCCUGGACCCACAGGACAAGACAAGAGCGUGGCGGCGCCACACGGUCGUAGUUUAACCUGACUGUGUCAUCUACUAAUGCAGUACAAAGUACUCGCCCUUUACUCACAAACACCGGAUCACCUGUGUCACUGCUUCUAAAGCCAAGUGUCCGUCAUGUUGCUUUAGGGAUCUGAAGUUGGAGAUGUGAUCUCUUGUUAAAGGAAUUCUUUGACAUUUUGUGCAGUUGUAGAGUUUCAUUCCAAAAUGAGAUAACCACCAUUUCAAAAAUGUGAAACUCACUCUUAAACAUACAAAUCUUACUAUUCAACUGCUGUUGAAGCUAUUCGUCUUUACUCCUUUCCUUACAAAUUAACUGUAAAUGUAAUUAUCCAUGCCCUUAUAUAUUGUGUAAUGAACGUUAGGGUUGCACACAGGGAAUGGGGAUCCUGGUAUAUCCCAGAAUUUUUCGCCAGAAUCAUGUUUCCAGGACAAAUAUCAAGUUUUUUUUAGCGGUGUGAUUUUUAGCACAUCUGUUGUAGAUACAGUGUAGUCCAACCUUGAACUGUCGUUAUUAAGGCACAGUCACACCAGAAAGUGGCAUGAGUCUAUGAUUCCUUGUGAGAUGCUGAAAAAGGUGGUGCUAGAAGCUUGGUGAGAUGGUGUGUGCUUUCAUGGACUAGUUGUCUCCUAACACCGGCACACUAACUGCUAGCACACUAACCAGUGGGGACACGCUAGUGCUAGUCGCAAUAGCUUUCUAGCUUGCUAAAGCCUCUUUAACACAUACACACGUAAUUAUUGGGAUAACCCUUCAGGCACCGCUAGUGAUUUUCACUAUUCACACAUGCAGCUACAUUCAGGAACAUUUCCAUCUUGUGCCUUUUCACGCAUACCAUGGCAAUGCCAGAUUAGAUGGGACAAGGGACAGUCCAGCAGAUGGCAGUAAUGCAACACUUAUGGAUGCCAACUGCUAUAAUGUGUGCAUAAUGUGCGUGCAUGUGGUGGAAAACAUCUCGCAUUAUUUUCAGGGGCAUGGUGGGCUGGUCCCCGCAACUCAGUCACAACACAGCCGUACCAGCGUUUUCCCUGAAAUGCUAUUAGGUCUUGAGGUGGGAAAUUGCCAUAACAGAUUUCAAUGGCUGAUCCCAUUAACGCAUGAGCCCAUACAGGAAAUGUUCCUGAACGUUUUAGGGACAGACUGCGUGUGAAAAGGUGUGUUGUGUUGUUAUGUGUGAAAGGGGCCUGACAGUUAGCAUGGUUGCUAACAGGACAAUAGGCUCACACCUCUGCAGAAGAAGUUCAACAAAUGUAAAUGGCGCAACACAUGGCGCUAAUGAACAGCAGAGGUUUCCAUUGUGGUGGAUUUCCCCAAUGGUUGGCACUCUCAAGACAGUUUCCUAUUGGUCAGAUGUACAAGUUCAAAUACUGUAGUUUUAAGGAUCUACCUUGCACCAGCAAACAAAUCCACUGAUCAUUGAUGAAUUGUUGCCAUUUUUAAAUGCUGGUGUGACUGGGCCUUUACAGCAAUAUACUGUAACUGGAUAGACUUUUGACCUGUGGUUUCAUCCAAUAACUCUUCAUACUAAUAUGAUAAUUAACAGUGCAGCUGUGUGGCAAAAUAUUUGUUUAGAUUAAGCGAGUAAAGCAGAGCACAAAAUCUGUAAAGUGAAAUUAUGCAGUAAAUCAACAUGCAGACCUCCACAUCAAUGAAGAGAACAACGGUCGAUCGCAGAGCAGUUUUCAAAAGGCGGAACACUGACGUUCCAGCUAAAUGUCUGAGAACCAUGGAGCCGUGUGACUGCAGCAGAAACAGCCUCAGGUCUGCUCUGUGAAGAUGCUCAGACACUCCUUUCUAACAACUCAAACAUAAAAGUGGUGAUAGUAUAUGCUGACAGAUCGUCAGACCAAGGUAUUGUUGGUUUUCUGUUUUUCCCCUUCAAAGAUGGUGAACUUUUAAGAAUUGUUUUAAUUGAUAAUUUCCCCCUUUUUAAAAAAAAUAAGACUGAAUUUAUGGCGAGGAAUCCAGGGAACGAUAUAUUCCCAGGAAGUAAUCCCUCCAAAAUGACGAAAACCCUCAACUUUAAUGAACCACAAUGUGAUUACAGCAGCUUUCACAUUAUUCUGAUAAAAUCCAGUCGAGGAUUCACAGUCUCAUUCCUGAAACUACUACUCACUGGUGCCAAAGUCAGGAGAUUUCAGAUCCUACAUCCAGAGGCUUUAACAUAUAUUUCUAAAAUAAUGUUUUGGAAUGAAACCCUUCAAUUGUAAAUUUAGGCUGAUGAAUGGUGAUAAGAAAUAGAAGUUAAAAAAUGAGAGAACGCCACAUUAGACGUUUAAAACUGAUCUCCAGAGCCCAGCUGCUGUUGUUACAGUUAACCCUCACCAGCAAAGACUUCAGCAGAGUCACUGGAGUCAUUUCAGUGUACCGACUGCGCUGCACGUUGGUGUCCUCCCCCACUGGUUUGCACCAAUCUUUGACCCAUGUGGGCAAGUAUUACAUAUGCACACAUUCCUGUCAACCUGAGUACAGCACAGUACGCUCAUUCAGAGGAAACUGCAGCACAGUUCACUUCUCAGCCCUUUACAGCUCCUCCAAAGCCUCCUGUGGGUCUGCAGGGAACUUCAGUGAUCUGUGGAGCAAAGCAACUCACUUUCUUUCUGGAUGAUGUCACUUGGGCAUUAUGCCAAAGCUUCCAUGGACUAAAAAUGUGCAUGCGUGGGGUCAGUGACAUGUAAGAAUAUGCAAACCCUUACUGUUCAACACAAGCCUAUCGUGCUUCCCUGUGUGUGUGAGUGUGUUCAGCGAGGAGAGUUCUGAGGAUCUGUUUCAUCAGAGGAGCAAAGUGUUUAAGGCAGCUAUGUGAAGUCAUGCCAAAAUGAUCCUUAUUACUGUUUUUUUGUUUGGGUAAUUGUACAAUAUCAGCAGUAUGGAGCCAAGAGAGAACCUGAGCACUUAGUGCAACAGCGAGGCUCCAGUUUCUACAUUUUAUCAGUGUUAUGGAGUAUUGUCAUGGGAACAGUUGAAAGUGAGGGGAUAACCUCCUGAAAUCCAAAACCACAGUCUUACCUGAGUGAUAUUUUUGCAUUUUUCGGAUUUUUGCUUCCUUCCCGGGAACCUUAGUUAUGUUAAUCAGAGUCUGAAAAAACAGAAUGGAGCUGACCCAAACCGUGCUGCCAACCACUGUCGUCCAACCAGACUCCAUGUUUGUCUUAAUCAUUUAUAGACUCAGUCUGUCCUUUUCACUAUCUGUGCCCUUGUGCAUGUACUUUAUGUACGUGGGUGACUGUGCGUGGACCAAUUUUGUAACAGUUGUACAAAGCCUUGUUAAGUUAACCUGUGUAUAUAAAUAUUAUACAUAAUAUAUUAAAUUAUUUGUU